Stegodyphus dumicola is the source of this 3600-nucleotide messenger RNA. RefSeq lists its product as uncharacterized. NCBI's taxonomy places the organism in Eukaryota, Metazoa, Arthropoda, Arachnida, Araneae, Eresidae. The record is from RefSeq and is a predicted model, not a curated record.
GGAAGGUUAGGUACAGUAUUCUGCUACAGGUUUUCAUCGCUGUACUUAUUUAUUUAUUAUGCUUAUUUUUCAUCUUCCUCUCGCUACCACAGAUUUUCCAUUACAACUUGACGUAAUCUUACAUAUAUUGUCUGUCGAAUAAUGUUCUAGCAUUAAGAAAUUGGCAACGCUACGUAUGGAAACAUGAUUUGAAAUGUGAGCAUGGAUCUGCGAAAGAAAAUUGUGGAGCGUUUUAAAAGCGUUUGGAGACCAAAAGGAAGAGCAGUAAUUUCGAAAAAUAUUUGUUUAGCAUGUUUUGAUAAAGGUCCAAGACCUUUGUUUCGCUUUCCAAAUAAUCGGACACGGAUACCAUUAUGGUUACGAGCAAUAGAUAGAGAAGAUCUGCUAGAGUGUGAUCCAAAUUAUAUAUAUUAUAAUGCUAGACUAUGUGAUGCUCAUUUUGCUGACUGGGCAUUUACUAGUUCUGAACGGGUGAAAUUAAUAUCGUAUGCAAUGCCAUGCCAAGAGCAACCACCAUCCGAUUCUUUAGAGAAUUCAAAUUCUAACCUAGUUCCUAAGAUUGCAUCUCGAGUUGUACCUGAAACUUUCACUACCAGUACAAAUAUUCCAAUUCAGUCUGAAAACAAUCAUGUUACUGUAAAUGCUGAUAAUGUGAUUUUGAAGGCAACUCAAAUACCAAAAUAUAAGGAUUUGUUUACAUGUGCAGAUGAAAUGAAACUACUCAUCAAGCAAGUUAAGAAUCAUCCAGUGUUAUAUGUUCCAUAUCAUGUGGAUUAUAAAAAAGGCUAUGUGAAAGAUACCAUUUGGAAUGAAAUAGCUAGGAGAUUAAAAUAUGCAAAUGGAAAUGAAGCUGAAGUUCAAUGGAAUUAUUUGACAAACUGCUACAGGUUUGCUUUAGAAGUCCGAAAUAAGAAGAGACCUAAAAAGAAUAUAAGUAUUUGGAGUGGCUACAAAGAAAUGGAAUUUUUACUCCCAUUCAUGGAUAUUUGUCCAAUGAUAACUUCUUCACAAUUAAAUGGAGAUGAAUAUGUUAGCAACACUGAAAGUGAAUCAGAAUUGCUCAUUCAAGAAUCUUCAGAUGAAGAAAGUGUUCGUGUUUCUGGCAGUGGAAAUUCUGAAGACCAUAACCAGUCAUCAUCAUCAGAAAUAGUUAUUGCUGAAUGCACAAUUUAUAAUAAACAACCAUCAGAUUUAUUAGACUCUAGAAAUAUAAAACUGGUUGCCUGUAAAGAGAUGAAAAGUCCAAGUAAUUGUAAUAUAACUGAUGAAACAGAGCUCAUAUCAAAUUGUACAAUUGAUUUUUCUGGUGAUAAUAUGGAUGUUCGGGAUCAAAAUGAUGAAACGUCUUUAGUAUUGAUAGUUGAUGAUUGCUCUGUGGAUAUCCAGGAUGAAAACGAUGAGACAUCUUUAGGUAUAGUUGAUGAAAGUUCUAUAGAUGUUCAAGAUGAAAAUGAUGAGACAUCUUUAGAAGUAGCUACUGAUGAAUGCUCAGUUUAUGAUAAUUUUUCCUCAAAAAUGACUAGUUUAAAGAAAACAAAAGUUAAUGCAUCUAGUCGUAAAAGACCUCUAGAUCAUGAUAAAAUAUGCAGUGAAAGAGAUUUGAAAUCAAGGAAAACAAUAGAUGGUGAUGAACAAAUUCAAAAACAAGAUGGACUGUACCAGUUUUUUAUGUCUGUGUACUCUACAACCAAAUCUCUGCCAAGAGUAUCCCAACAGAAAAUACAGAAAAAAGUGCUUGAGAUAGUUUUAAGGGCUGAAGAACAACUAGAAUCUGAUGUGUGUGUCUCCACAACAAGUUGAUAAUGUCUGAAAAUUAUCAAAUUCUAUAUAUUUUAUCAAAUGCUGUGCAAAGUAAUGUUUUCUUUAUGAGAAAAAUUAAUUUUUAUUUAGGUACCACAUAACUGAAACAUUUUAAGACUAAUUUCUAGGUAUAAGAAAUUGUUCUAAUUAUUCUUGUAUUAUAUACAACAAAUGUCUAUAUGAUAAAUUUUAUUUUUGUUGAUAUUUGUAAAAUAAUUUAUUGUUAGCCAUAAUGUACCUGAAAAUUUUUGUUGAUGAAAAAUCUAGUAUCAUUCUCUCAUCAAAUAAGGCUUAUGAAAACCUUAUUUGAUGAGAGAAAAAAGAAAUAAUGGUAUUUUCUGAUUAUCUGCACCCCCAGUUUUAGUGUUUGUUCAGUAGAACUGACAUGUUUUUGGCUUAUUUGUGAGUAUGCAUAUGGCAACAGUCAACCCACCCAUAUGCAUACCAUGCUGUUUAAAAACAAGUUUAUGCACAUGAAUUUAAAUUAUUAUGUUAUUGAACAGUUAACUGCCAUUGAAAUAUAAAUGUGAGCCACAUGAAGUUUUUUCUUUCACAAAAUAAUCUUAAUUUUUUAAAAAACAACUCUAUUUAUUAAUCAUUCAUGAAGGAAAGAUUGCACCCAUGAAUCUAAAAAAUGACAGAAGUUUUUCAUCAAGUCAUCAAUGAAUUGGCUUGGAAGUGCAAUAAUUAGAACGCAUUGAAAUAAUUCUUUGUUGCCAUUUUAAUUUUUGAUCUCAUUCAAAGGUCAAGUAUUUUUUAUUUGUUUAUUUUAUUUUUGUUAAUGUGAAAUUAUUAUUAAAGACAUCUUUAGCAGAGGCCUUUCAAAUUUUUCAUAGCCAUUAAUUUGUUCCCUUGCCAUUUAUUAUCUACAGUAUGUGGCUAGUGUUGUCAUUGUACAACAUAUAAGAUUUUUAUUCUGCAUGAGGCCUAGCAAAUAACCAAUAUCUGGAUUUUUGCCAUUUGAUGUCACAUCAAAUUUUCAUCUCUCAUACUGUAAGUAUUUAACAAACUGAUUUAAAAUCAAUAAAUGCAUAUUUUGAUUUACACUUUUAUUUAAUUUUCUAAUAAUGUAGUUAAUUUGUGUAAUAUAAAAUGCAUUUAAUUAACAAUGUAUGCAACUGCUAAUGUUUAUGAACAUUUGCAAGAUUAUUGACAUUUGUAAAAGAAAUUUCUAAUGCCAGAUGUUAUGUAUAUCAAUAUAGAAUUUUUGAUUUUAUUUUACCAUAAAUUUAUUUUCAAGUGUCUUGUUUUAUUCCUGAUGUAAUUGUUGUUUUAAAAAGAACUAAUUCAAAUUUAAUUUGCAUUCCUAUAUUUAAUUUUAAUAAAUACUAAUUGGCACUCUUAAGACAUCCAAUUUCUUUAAUACAUGUUUUUUAUACUUGGGGGUGGGGGAUUUUUAUGAUACCUCAAUAAAAAGAAGCCUAAAAUUUUUAAUUUCUAUUUUUGUAGGAGAUAUAUAUCGUUAAUUAGUACAUUUUUUCCACAAGAAAGUUGAAAAAUGUUAGUGGGUUGUAAGAUUUGAAUUUUAAGAAAUUGGCAUUAGAUAUAAUGUUUCUGAAAAAUUAAGGAAAUUAUGGUAUUUCUUCAAAAAAUUAAACUGCCUCCCACCUUUUUUUUAAACAUCAAAUUUGUAGAGUAAUUAAAUAAGCUGUGAAGGAAACUAUAAGAAACAUAAGGAUGUGUAGGUUCCUGUCGAUAACUUAUGCAUAUUUGUCAUAUUACGUAUCUAGAAAGCCAAAUUUUUAUUAAUUUUUUUAUGUAGAAUUAUUACUAUAGAAAUAAAAAUGCUCAUAAAUGUUA